Messenger RNA from Hypoxylon fragiforme, 1948 nucleotides. RefSeq lists its product as uncharacterized. The transcript is spliced from 2 exons. Gene Ontology annotation, molecular function: proteasome binding. The record is from RefSeq and is a predicted model, not a curated record. Gene Ontology annotation, biological process: proteasome assembly. Bases 241 to 1575 code for a protein of 444 amino acids. Lineage: Eukaryota; Fungi; Ascomycota; Sordariomycetes; Xylariales; Hypoxylaceae.
CUUGAAAAAAUAAACCGCUAGAGCCGCUAAAGCUGCUAGCAAGUGCCUCGAAGCUCUGCCAGCUGGUCCAAGUGGUCAUUGACAUCGGACAUCGGAUUUAGUCCAAUCUUAGAGUGUGGCAAGAUACAUAUACCCUCGUCAUCGCCCUCACCGGUACUUCCGCCACUUAACCUUAUCAACCUUCAUUUAUCAACCCGUUCGUUCGCCGCAAUACACUGCGACGAACACCAGUUGAAAAAGAUGGUUGCCUCAAUAGGCGGCAUAUGGGCCCCCGCAGCCUUGCGGGUGGUCCGUACGGCUGCCUACAAGGCCAGCAAGAUGAUUCGGGCGAAGCUUGCCGACGCAACUCGUCCCGUGAACACCGCACUCGAACCCGUCUUCGUACGAAACCACCACCCGCGACAGCCUAUCCACCCCACGGCCUUCCUGCGUCAGUCAAAGGGCCGACGAUGGAACUCUACUACUACGACUUCAACGACAUACAAAACCAUCAAUGCCGCCGUUCGCCGCUUCAUGAGCACCGGCCGUCUCGACGCUGCACCCCGGGUCGACCGAUCUAAGUUCCUCAACUCGAACACCGGCCGUGCCGUUGCUCAGUUCGCCGGCCGUGCUCCCUUUGCGAGCACUCUACGACCCAACCUCACCGGAGGUGCUCUACCUCGUACCGCAGGCGGAUACGGUCUCGGAUCUGGCGGUGUGGGCGGAGCCCGAUACUUCUCUCACGCACCAGCCGUACAAGCCCAAGUCGUCCAAAAUGUCUCCGCCGCCGUGCGAGCAUUCUGGAUCUCGGGCCAGAAAGCGCAGUUCGAUGGUCUCACCGCACGUGGCGAGAGGAAGUACCGUACCGUUUCCACCCUACAGGAUGAAACCUCCCGCAAGAUGGCAGCGACUCACCGCACCGCCUCGGGCUCGUACAUCGACUUCCGCUUGAACCCCACCAUCACUGCUCUUAGCCCCCUCGCCGCUGCCUUCCCGUACCCCUCCGCUUGUGUCAAGGUCUCUUCCCUCGACGAAACCACCCUGAACACCGACGGCUUCCUCGACGUUCUGUCCGUGGACUUCGCUCGCGCACUGAAGGACCUGACCACAACUCUGGCCGAUAUAAAGAAGCUCUCUUCGCUAGGUGAUCUCCCGAUUCAACUUGAAAAGGGACAUACCUUACGAGUCCGCUUUCCAGGCGUGGAUGCCGAGACGGUAGAAUCUCUGUGCGAUGACCUCGGGCUAUCCCGGGGUCUCGUCCGAGAAGACCCCGACUUCGCGGCCGAGGCCGGCGUGCCGAUGGCGCUGAAAUUUCCCUUCGCACCCGGCCACCCCAACGAUAAAGGCACGCUGACCUCGCCGGGCGGUUCGCUAAGGUCCCUGGGAAGCUUCUUCCCGGCGGAGGAGGACUUUUUCGAAGACGGCUUCAGCGAGAUGGAGGACAACCCGUGGCUGUCCUCCCACGACGAGCUGGAAGGCUACGCGAGCAUGUCGCCGCCGCUCAGCUCAGGCGAGCACUGCUCUGAUGACUUUGAGGGCCUCGAAGGGGUCUACAGGUUCUUGGAGGAGUGUGACCGUGCUCACGGGAAAUUCUAAGCUGAGCCCGCCCACGAUGAACGAUUUGGAAAUGCAAGAGGGGCGUAUUGAGAUUUAAUCACUUUGGGAUUAGUUUGCCAGCCACAGAAAGGGGAGACAUUAUUGAUGACAUACACCUAUACACCUAGGAAUGACGAACGAUACCACCAAAGGGAUAAACAAGGGAUAUAUAGUUUAGGAAACGGAAACCACACUCAUUCAUUAUAACUGAAAGGUGCAACGCGCAUUAAGUCAUCGGCUCUGCCUACUUACUACUACUAUAACAGUAGGGGGUAGUCCCGUCUUUAGCUUUCUUAUGUCCUUACGAUAACAUACAUACAUACAUGUACAUUUUAAAACAAUACAAAAAAAGUUUAUACUCUGAUACGACGAA